Molecule: messenger RNA, 864 nt
Organism: Amyelois transitella
Lineage: Eukaryota; Metazoa; Arthropoda; Insecta; Lepidoptera; Pyralidae
Product: retinol dehydrogenase 12-like
Exons: 1
Coding region: 1-864 (287 amino acids)
Source: RefSeq, a predicted model, not a curated record
AUGACUGGAAAAGUCGUUAUAGUGACUGGUGGAAGUGCUGGAAUAGGGUAUGAGAUUGCAAAAGGGUUGGCCAAGAGACGGGCACGCGUGAUCAUUGCAUCUAGGAAUGAAGAACGAGGCGUGAUGGUGGCUGCAUCACUGGCCAAGGAUACAGGGAAUGAUGACGUCAUAUUUAAACAAUUAGACCUUGCAUCGUUGAAGUCCAUUAGAAACUUCUGCCAAUAUAUAGUAAACACGGAGAAACAUCUUCACGUAUUGGUGAAUAACGCUGCUGGAGUCUGCUUGGGCAACCAGCAUACUGCCGACGGCAUAGUCAAAGAAAUGCAGGUUAACUAUUUUGGUACCUUCUUGCUUACAAUGCUUUUGCUGCCUAUGCUCAAGAAGUCCCAACCAAGUAGAAUAGUGAUGUUAAGCUCCAUAGCCGCCUAUUUAGGAGAUUUCGAUGCCGCCAAAAUAAAUAGACAAAAAUAUUAUUCAGAUUUCAAAACUUACGCAAAUAGUAAAUUUUGCGAAUUAUUAUUCUGUGUAGAAUUAACGAGGCGAAUGAAGGAUACGGGUGUGGUGGUGAAUGCUGUUCAUCCAGGGAAUAUAUAUACAAACAUUGCAAAUGAAUCACCUUUACUGAAUAGGGUUUUAUUCAGAGUUUUGUGUUGGUUGACUCCAAGAAGUGCCAUGGAAGGAGCGCAGACUCCCAUUUACUUGGCAGUGGCUAAAGAAAUGGAUAAUGUGUCUGGAAAGUUUUAUUCCGAUUGCAAGGAAAUGCCUCUGCCGCGAGGUGCGAAGGAUGUGAGAAAAGCUAAUGAAUUAUGGAAUUUAUCGAGGAAAUUGGUGGGUUAUAAGGAUGACGAAGAAACGAUAAGUUAA